UUAUCCAGUAUCCACGUGUUUAUUCUAAAUAUAGAAGUAUGUUCUUUGAAUAAUCUUAGUUUAUUCGUAAAAUGAUUAAUUAAACAGAAUCUAUUCUGAAUCUGCAAUAGAACGUCACGUCUUAAUUUACGUAACUAUGGCAACAACACUAAACGAAACCACUUCGCUUACUAAUUAUUGAUUAAAUUACUCGUUGAGUAGAUAGACAGUAUCAAUUCGGCUUGUCGCCGGUUUACUCCUUGCUACCGGUGCAGUCUCAAAAACAAAUAUUUUUUGUUGUCAUUUUUAAAGAGAAUUCGAAACAGCCAUGUGGCAAAUGCUAUUGGACUGGUUAUGGAUCGUAUGGAAUUUUAUGUUACUUUAUUAUAUCGGAGUGCGAUCUUUAUUCCAGGAUGUUACCAAUGAACGCAAGAAACCAUCAGCUUUGCCCCCACAACAUGGAAGAGUUGCUAUUGUCACUGGGGGAACCACAGGCAUUGGCUACUACACCACAAAGACUCUUUGUAGUCUGGGAAUGCAUGUUAUUAUCGCAUCCCGUUGUAAGAAGCACAUUCAGAAAGCUAUUGAUGACAUCAAAAAAGAACAACCAGACGCAGUUAUUGAAGGAUUUGAAGUUGACCUUGGCUCAAUGAAGUCUGUUCACAAAUUUGCAUAUGAGUUCAAAUCUCGUAGGCUUCCUCUUCAUAUGCUGAUUAACAAUGCUGGUGUCAUGUAUGUCCCUUACAAGAAAACUGAAGAUGGUUUAGAGAAGCACAUAGCUGUAAACUAUAUGGGACACUUCCUGCUCAGUAUCUUGCUACUUCCUGUCCUCAACAUGUCAGGCACAAAUCAAUUAUUUGCUAGGAUUGUAAAUGUUUCAUCUUCAACACACCGUGUUGGAAAUAUAGACUUGUCAACUUUCACUUCUAAAGGAGCAAAACCAUCACGUUAUUCUCCAUAUGCUUCAUACUCUCAAUCAAAGCUGGCAAUGAUUAUGGCUACCUACGAGCUGGCUCGCAGGCUAAAAGCAGCCAAAUGCUUUCGUGUUACUGUGAAUACUCUUCAUCCAGGAGUUGUCGAUACUAAUUUGCAUUCAAAUGCUGUGUUUCCAGUGCCAUUAAUUCGCUGCUUAAUUAGUCGCUUUUAUUUGACACCUGAACAGGGUGCAGAUACAGUUUUACAUGUGGCCUUAUCUCCAGACCUCGAGAAGCAAAGUGGUGGUUACUAUGAAAAUUGUGAAAAAGCUACAUCCAGUAAACUGUCAAAUUCCAUGCAGCUUCAACAAGCUAUAUGGCACACUACCUGUUCAGUUUUGGGUAUUGAUCCACAUGAUCUUCCAACAAGCCGAAGUCAUGAUAUGAGUGGUAACAAUGCUGGUAUGCCAUUUUCCUGGCAUGAUGAUUACAUGAACAGUCCAUACCAGUUUAAUAGUAGCCCUUCGCUUAGUAAUGAAAUGGGAAUUUCUUGCAUCACUGGGCCCCAAAACACUAUUACAACCUUUGGUAUGAUUAGCAAAAGUAAUCCAGUUCCUGACCACUUUGCUGUUGAUUUUGAUCGAGAUGGUAGCCCAACUCCAUUGCAUGUACCAAAACCUGAAAUUACUCUUAAUGAAACAGUAAUACAGAUUACCGAAGAUCCCAAAAUUCUGCAAAUGGAAAUUUCUUCAAAAGCAACGCAAAAACCAAAACCCACUAUUACAGGUCCAAUGUCUGCUAGUGAUAUUGCUUUACCUGACCUAAAAUUACCAUCUUCUUGUGAUGAAGUGGUUGACAUGGACUCAAUUAACAAAAUUAGCAAUGAGGAUUCAAUUCCUGACAUAUAUGUAUCACAUUAUGAUGUAAAAAAUAAUCUUGAAAAUAUACCCGAAGAAGAAAAUGAGAAUGACUGCAAAAACUUCAUGAGUACACCUACUAUUGGACCACAAUGCCCAGUUCCAGAUGGUCCAAAAGAUGACAUUUCAGAACAUACACCUCAAUUACGUGCUGUGAUGUGUGGCAAUGAUAUCAUUUAUGUAGCAAACUCUAUAGAAGAUGUUGAAGCUGGUUUAGCAAAGAGCAGUUCCCAGUCUACUCCAACCUUUGUCAAAACUUCAUCAAAUGCUAGUGGUUCAUUUAUUUCAAUAGUAGAAGGACCUAAUAAAAAGGAAUUAAUGCCAAAUUAUUCAAAUGAUAGACGAAGUUCAGUAUCUGGAAAUUCUUCAUGUGUUUCUAUUCCACACAUUACUCUAAAUGAAAGUAUGUUAGCAAGUCUAAACUAUGAAUCGGAUAGUUUAAGUGAAUUAGAGAAUAGUGAUAGUCAGCAAUAUCUAAAUACAAAUUCAGAUUUCAUCACCAUUGACGAAACAGCUCAAAACUUUCUGACAAAGAAAUCAAAGAGUGCUGGAAACUCCCCACAUUUUGAGCUUAAUGAAACAAAAACCAUUGUCAAAGACUUUGCUAACAGUGCCCCAAAUUUAAGCAGUCAAUUUACAAAAGACGAGACAUUCAAACUAAAUGAACUGGAAAGUGAAGUGGAGGAUGAUAGAGAAAACCAUACCAAGUCUGAACAUUUGCAAACAAGUGUCUUACCUAAUAUGUUAGAAAAGAAUAACAUGAGAGAAAAAAUUCUCAGUGAUGAUGAUAAUGAGUAUGAUCCAAGUAGCAGUGCUGAAGAAUCUACAGACUCUGAAGACUUUGAAAAUAUAAAAUUUCCUUUAAAAUAUUCUGCUAGAAGUAAGUAUAAUCAGUCACCUUCUAUAAGUGAUGAUGAUGAUACAUUUAUUUCUGUUCCAAGGGAAAGAGGACGUUCUAUGGUUAGACGUUGCUCUCAGGUUUCUCCAAGUGUUUUGGAUGAUGUAGAUGCAGAUAUUUCAUUAAGUUCUGUGACACUAAAGGAUAUUACAAUAAAGCUUCCUGAAAAACAAAGCGGUGUAUCUCCAGAGCUUUCUCCUCAUUCCCUCUGUAAAUAUCAAGAUGAUCAGAUUCUAAAAUUUGUUAAUGAUAUAAUCACUGAAUCAAUAAAAUUAUCUGCAGAAGAUAGUGAGUUACAAAACAUUUUGGAAGGAAUUGCAAAAGAGAAUCCUCAUGAUGUUGAGAAAAUAUUUACUGAAUCAACACAGAUGUCUUCUAAAGACUGUGAACUACCAAGUACUUUGGUUGAAAACCUUGAAGAAGAAUGUAGCCCUUCAAAUGUCAAAGAUUCGACAGAAACAUCUUCGAAAGAAAGUGAUGUUUCUGACAGUUCAAAUGAAUAUUUUAAAGAAUAUAACGUUACCAUUGUUAGUGAAUCAGAACAGAUGUCUUCCAUAGAUAGUGAAGUGUCAGAAAAACCAACUAAAAAUCUCCAAGAAUGUUCUAUCGAUGUUGAUGAAGAAACAAAAGUAUUUAAGGUAGAAACGUUAACACAUAACUCUGAGUCUGAAUUUGAAAGUGUCACCAUGCAACAUGACAAUAUUGCACCUGCUGUCAAAGAUGAAGACAAUGAAAGAGAGAAUGUAUUUGUAGGCUCAAUUAGCAGUGAGAUCAGAACGUUUCUUGCAGAAAAGGGUUCAGAAACUACCAAAAAUAUUCCUGACAAUCAAAGAGACAGUAGAAUGAAUCCUGCUUUCUCUCAAAAGGGAUGGGACAGAUUACCAUAUAAUGCUACUGAAGCAGAAAUGAAUGCCUUCAGAGAAUAUGCUGCAUUUACCGAUUCUCUUAAGCGAACGGGGAGGAUAACACCAAUUCCCCAUCAACUAGAUACUGUUAUGGAAGAAGUGGUCACUGAAGAUACAAACUCUAUGUUUAAAACAAAUCAAGAAGAGCUACAUAACAUAGAUUGUCCAAGAAAACCAAGACGGAAUUCCCAAGAGAUUGAAUCCAAUAUAAUUAAAGAUUGUGCACUUUUUGCUGAUGCUUUUCUGACAGAUCACAGCUAUUUGUUAAAUCAACCAACCGAGGAGGACUUGAACAAACCAAAAGAAUCUCCUGUUAGAAAAAUUACCAAACAAUUUGAAGAAAAAAUUAAUUUAUCUGGCCGACAGUCCCCACUCUGUCCUCAAAAUAGUCCUGAAUCUUCAUCCCGAGCUUCUUCUCCUCACCCACAAUAUUUUUUUCCAUCAAAUUCAAUGACAGAAUCUUCAUUUGAGGAAGAGGAAGAAGAAAUACGAGCAAAUCGAGUUAUCUUUUCUCCAUUAAGCUCCCCAGUAAAGAGAAUUGAUGAAGAUGUUGACAGCAUGGGAUUUCUCUUUCUGAUUCCACAGAAUAAGUAUCCUAAAGCUAAAAUAGUUAGCGUUUCUGACAAUAUUGACUCUAAUCUUGAAACUGUUAAAGGUGUGCCGAUUGAUAACAAUGUAUGUUGUGUUUCUUCAAAAUAUCCUUCAUCACCACAUGAAGAUUGCAGAAAUGAAGCAGCUAAGAAGAAUGUAACAACUACAGAUAUGGAAAGCAUACAUGAUACACAGUCAGAAAUCUCUACAAAUGAAAAUGAUGGAAAGGAUAUUUCUGCAAGGGAAGAGAGUACAUUUACUGAAAGUGACCUUAACCAAGAGUUGCCAUCAAAUAUUCAAGAUGAAUCAAUUACAAAAAGUGAAACUUCGAAGGAUACAAUCCAAAUGCAUCAACCUUUAGUAACCAAUGAAGUUGUCCAGAAUAUUACUGAAUCAGAUCAGUCACCACUGACAGAAACUGAAAGCUGUGAGCCACUCAGUGCAGAUAGUAAUAAUAUCUCUGAAUCAAACCAGAUUGCAACUGAAGAUAACUUAACUAAGCAAAGCAAUUGUUCUGAAGAACACAACUCAAGUGGAAAAGACUGUUGCGAUGAUAAUCUGUCUCAAACAGACCAACAUAUUACUCUGGGAGAAAAUUUUGAUAAUGACAGCAAUCAACAAAGUGAUAGAUCUAGUGAUACAGUGGUUGACAUGCCUCUAGGAAAUGAAAGCUGUUCUGAAAACCAGCCAAUGACUUGUGAGACUCCAGAACAGGUAGAAUCUGAAAUAUCAGCAAGCAUAUGCCAAGAUGAACAAACAUCACCCACUAACAAUGCUGAAACUGGUGGAAAUAUAGAAUUUACAGACAAUAGUGAAAUAAGUUCAGCAUCUUACUAUUCACCAACUAAAUCCAGUUCUGACAGUGAAGAUUGUUGGUUUGAUAGUAAAUCUUUAUCCUUAGAUUUUGAACUUAAUAAAGAUGAUACAGGUUAUGCUAAAAUGUUAGCUUCAUAUUAUGCAGUUUCCAAAGAGGAAUGCCAAGAUGGAUCGCAGGAUGACACAGCUGGCAAUACAAUAGCAACUGAUGGAAAUACAGGCUUAGAAGAAUGUAAUGAAGGCAGUACAGAUACCCCUCAGUCUACUAUUGCUGAUGUGGCAGAAAAAGACACAUAACGUUGCAUAAAAGAAAGUCUCUUCAGCUUGCAAAGUCACUCUAAGGAUCUGUGUUAAUAUAUCCAGUGCAUGAUGAUGAUGUUAUACAAUUCUUGGUUUAGACCAUACAUUUACUGAUAUCUUUUGCCAAGCUAGUCUGUUGAUAUGAAUUAGUAACCAUUAGAUGUUUCAUCUGCAAUUGUAGUGACUGUGACUAAUAACACUCAUACAGUUUUCUGAAAGAAUAAACCAUUAAUAAAAACAACUGUAAUAAUAUAAUUUUUUACAUAGGCAAGACAUUAGAAAAAUAAUUGAAAGUCACAAUAUUCUAAGGCCAAUAACAAUAUAAGUGGAAGUAGUUUCAAAUGAUAGAUUUGAUUCACCAAAGACAAAGUGCCAUCCUACAGUACUAGCUACACUAAAUCUUACUACUAGAUCCAAAAUAUAUCUCUGUAGUUAAUUACUAUCAAAUUGAUAAGAAAGCCUUCACUUACAGUGUUGGGUUCUAUUACAUAUGUCACCAUCAUUUUCCAGUAGCAUAAUUCCAGAUUACUUCAAAUUAAUUAGAAAUCACCAUGUUCUUAUUUCUCUUGAUAUUUCUGACUUGUUUUGACAAUUAAUUUACCAAACUCUGUUGAUAAGUGAUUAUACUCUAAACAUGUAAGCUGUAUACUCUGGGCAUCACUAAUUACAUAUAUUUCAUGUGUGUAUAUAUAUAUAUAUAUAUAUAUAGGUGUUGGUCACAAUGUUGUCAUAUUCUUUCUUAGCAAACAUGUUACAAUAUGGGAUACAGAUAGAAAUUAUGAACAAAACAAGGUGCUGAAAGUGAUGUCCUUUAGCAUCAAUUAAGGCCUGGACUCAUUUUAUUUCUAAACACCACUAUUAGUUCUUCAUUUGAAAUGGACCCUAUAUAAGAGGUUAUUGCCUUUUCAAGUCAUUAGGCAUGUAUAAACACUUGCAGUCCACAGCAUACUUUGCCGCUCCUCAUAAAUAAAAGAUAGGUGGAUUAAGAUCCUGGGAAUGAAAGUGGAGUAUGCUGCAAGUCUUUUGAAAUAAUGCAGUCCCCAAAGAUUUCAAUUCAAAGAGUGGGUGGUAGCACCAUCUUAUCAAAACCAUGAGUAAUUGAUUUCUUCUCGAGUCAUGUAUUACGGUGAAGUUGAGAAGAAUCUGAAAAUAAUAGCACUCACUGUUUAUUGCCUCUGUAAAGAAAAUAGGAUCACUAAUGCAACCCCUGAAUAUUGCAACCCAGACUCCAACUUUCAGAUCAGGUGGAAGUAUUUCAUAAAAUCUGCAAGGAUUACUGGACAACCUCAACCCUGUAUUUUGUGAAUUACCAUAACCCAAGAAAUGGUGACAUACUGCAUCCUUUAAAGAAGGUGACAUCGAUAACACGAGCAGUUUCCUCUUCAACAAGUCAGUUUUAGCCAUCUGCAAUAAAACAUAUGCUCUCUGUGAUCAGUUGCUUUCAGUUCUUGUACUGAAAUUAUCUUAUAUAGGAAGAGUUUUACUCUGUUCUGAUGGCCUUAUGAGCAGUUGUAAGUCCAAUAUCUUGCUGCUGCGCUAACUUUGUUUAAUAAUUUUGAUGGACUACGCAGCAUACAGGCAGAAAUAUCCAAUCAUAUGUCUUCAGUAAACUUCAAUGGUCUUCCACAAUAUUCUGUGUCUUUCAAUGGACCUGUUUCACAGAAUUUAUCAGUAAACAGUAUUCACAAACAGUAUUGCCAUGUUGAACUGGUAUAUCUGGAAAUUUAUCAACAAUUGUUGCAACACUAAAUGUGUAGCAACACUUUUUCAAAACUUAUUCAGUAAGAUAAGACAUCCCUUAAUUAUCAAAAACCAUACUUUUGUCACCGCAGAAUCUGACAUAUAAAUAAACUUUGAUUAUAAAAGUGCACAGUGCCUAUCUGAACAUCCACAGCAUGUGAGAGUGCGUACAUGUGAAUGUGUGUGUGUGUGUGUAUUGUAAUUAUUUUUAAAAUUAUAAUAGUGCCAAAUCUGUAUUAAAGGAAAAACAAUAAAUUAUUCAUACUAUUAUUUUGUAAUGUAAUAUGUUUUAAUAUUAAUUCAUUAUUUGUUGUUUGUUUUUUAUCUAUUUAUUUAUUUAUUUAUUUUUCAACUUCCUACAACUUGGAUUAUUGAAUAAAUAAUUUAUCAGAAAUUCAAAGAG
This is a messenger RNA of Octopus bimaculoides (California two-spot octopus), 7463 nucleotides long. RefSeq lists its product as uncharacterized. The record is from RefSeq and is a predicted model, not a curated record. NCBI's taxonomy places the organism in Eukaryota, Metazoa, Mollusca, Cephalopoda, Octopoda, Octopodidae.